This is a messenger RNA of Emiliania huxleyi CCMP1516, 954 nucleotides long. RefSeq lists its product as hypothetical. The transcript is spliced from 3 exons. Lineage: Eukaryota; Haptophyta; Isochrysidales; Noelaerhabdaceae. Gene Ontology annotation, molecular function: L-ascorbic acid binding; ferrous iron binding; peptidyl-proline dioxygenase activity. The record is from RefSeq and is a predicted model, not a curated record. The coding region runs from base 1 to 954 and encodes 317 amino acids. Gene Ontology annotation, biological process: cellular response to hypoxia.
AUGGUUUUCGUUCUGCUUGUCGCUCUCCAGCUGCCCCUCGCCAACUUCGCGUCGGCGGCCGAGGCCGCAGUCGCGAGCUGCUUCACGCCGAGGCUGGCGCAGACGCUCGUCGCUUGCAACCCGAGCGUCGUCGGCGGGUGGCGCAAGCAGAGCGUCGUUGUGCUGGAUGGUGUGCUCGGCCGGGAGGCGUGCGAGCGGCUGCGCUCUGAAGCCGAGGCGAUCCGGAGCCGAGGCCUGCUCGAGCGGGCCGAGUCGAGCGGCGACGUCAUGGCGACGCAGGUGACGCCGGACGACGACAGCAUGCGCCGCGCUGCCACGACGCUCACCGCGCUGCCGAGAGCGAUCGCCCGUGCGGUGGGCCGUCGCAUCAACGACGAGGUGAGGGGGCGCCAGGCGUCCGGCGAGGCCAUGAGCUGCCUCGUCGAGGAUGGCGCGCACACCAACAAGCUGGCGGUCGUCGAGACGGACGGAGGCGCCUACCUCAAGCACGUCGACAGCAUCCUCGCCGGCGGCAUGGACCCGCGGAAGCUCACGGCGAUCUACUAUUUGAACCCAAACUGGAGCGAGGCCCAGGGCGGACACCUCCGCGCCUGGGACGCAGUCGUCGUUGGCGGCGACGGCGGCGAAGCAGGCCCGCCGGCCGGCGGCGACGGUGCGGUGCGCGUCGCGCCUCGAGGAGACCGGCUGGUGCUCUUCUGGUCCGACGGCCUCGUCCACGACGUCGAGCCGCUGCGCAUUGCGAGCGAGGCCGACCACCGCUGGGCCCUCACCACCUGGCACCUCGCCGCCGACCCAGCCGCCGAUCGCUCGCUCGCGCAAGGACUGGACCCGUGGCUGGACGUGAGACACUUUGGAGCGCCGCUGACCAGCCUGACCGCGCCUGCCCGCCGCCUCGCAACCCGGAGCUUGGCCGACGCCUGUGGGAGGGCGCUGCAGGUGAUGACCAGGAGGUAA